AUGGAGACUGCAAUAAAGUGUCCCAUCGUCUGUGCAGCAAACUGCAUCUCCUAUGAUGAACUGAAAGAGCUGAAGACUGAAUUUGCCAUCAAUCUCUACCGACAUGUAUCUGAAGCAGAGAACAGAACCAAUCUGGUAGUCUCUCCAGCAAGUGUGGCUGUUUCUUUGGAGCUUUUGCAGUUUGGAGCUCAAGGAAAUACCUUUAUGGAGCUGCAGGAUGCUCUAGGGUACAACAUUCAUGAUCCAAGCGUGCAGGAGUUCUUGCAUGCACUGUACGAAGGAGUGACCGACUCCAGCCAAGGCACGGUGGUUCAGCUGGCAUGUUCCUUUUUUGUGGACACUGGAGUGCAGCUCUCACCCCAUUUUGCUGCACGUGCUGUACACUGGGCAAACAGCAGCCUGCAGCAAACCAACUUCACUGACCCCAACAGAACCACAGCCCAAAUACAGGAAUGGAUCACUGGUAAACUUGGAGAUGGGGAUGUGCGCAGCGUGCUGCUGGAGAGCACUGGGUCGCCGCUCAGCCAGGUCGCCUUGGUGAGCACCAUGUACUUCAAAAGCAUGUGGCAGAAGAAGUUUUCCUUUAUGGAUACCCAGAUGCUGCCUUUUACCACGGCAGAGGGCUCAACACUGAAAGUGCCGACAAUGCAUCACACAGCUGAAGUUAACUACGGCCAGUUCCAGACUGCAGCUCUGGAGGCUUUCAGCGUGAUUGAAUUACCCUACCUGGGGGAGAAACUCAGCAUGUUCCUAGUGCUUCCCAGCCACAAAAGAACAUCUUUGUCCCAGAUUGAGUCACACAUUUCUGUCAAAACCAUAACCCUCUGGGCCAGCAGCUUAAAGAGAAUGAAGAUGGACAUUUUUCUACCUAGGUUCAGUAUUCAAAGCCUUUUUGAUCUAAAGACAGUUCUUUCUGCUUUGGGAAUUAGAGAUGCAUUUGAUCCCAUCACUGCUAAUUUUAAAGGCAUUUCAGAGCAAGAUGAUCUUUAUAUUUCAGAAGCUAUUCACAAAGCAGAGAUUGAAAUAACAGAAGAUGGUACAAAGGCAUCAGGAGCUACAGCAAUGGUGUUACUAAAAAGAUCUCGAACGCCUAUUUUCAAGGCAGACAGAGCUUUCACAUUUUUCCUGAGAGAAGCUAAUACAGGUUCAGUGCUGUUUAUAGGAAGAGUUACAAAUCCGUCACAAUAA
This is a messenger RNA of Nestor notabilis (Kea), 1188 nucleotides long. RefSeq names its product serpin peptidase inhibitor, clade E (nexin, plasminogen activator inhibitor type 1), member 3 (gene SERPINE3). Bases 1 to 1188 code for a protein of 395 amino acids. NCBI's taxonomy places the organism in Eukaryota, Metazoa, Chordata, Aves, Psittaciformes, Psittacidae. Gene Ontology annotation, biological process: negative regulation of endopeptidase activity. The transcript is spliced from 9 exons. The record is from RefSeq and is a predicted model, not a curated record. Gene Ontology annotation, molecular function: serine-type endopeptidase inhibitor activity.